Molecule: messenger RNA, 3839 nt
Organism: Anguilla anguilla (European eel)
Lineage: Eukaryota; Metazoa; Chordata; Actinopteri; Anguilliformes; Anguillidae
Product: carbohydrate sulfotransferase 12-like
Exons: 2
Coding region: 229-1458 (409 amino acids)
Biological process (GO): carbohydrate biosynthetic process; proteoglycan biosynthetic process
Cellular component (GO): membrane
Molecular function (GO): sulfotransferase activity
Source: RefSeq, a predicted model, not a curated record
UCAUCGUAAAAUGUCAGCAGUCAAGGAAGAACACAAUACAACUAGAGAGAAACCGGUUUCCCCGACUGCAGUGAAACAGCGCCUACGAUCUGCUUGUCAAAACUUGUACAAUUGAGGGAGUAGAGACAGCAGAAGACCUGAGACAGGGCUAGCACAGUGGGACAGACGAGAGGAUAUUAACAUGGAGUUAAGAUAAUAAUAGCAUGUCCUCAGCUUGGAUCAGAUGAAAUGGGCAAGUCAAGAUUUUUUCGAAAUGGCCUAAUCCUGGGUUCUGUAUUUAUGAUCCUAUUGAUUAUUAUUUAUUGGGAUGAUGUGGGAGCUGCUCAUUUUUACCUGCACACCACCAUAUCACGACCUCAUGGGGGGGGGCCAGGAAGCCUAAGCCGCUCCAUGCCUAAGCACGAGGCUGUUGACAACAAAGACAAAUCCAUCCCGUCAGGCAGUGAUGCAUUUCUUAAGUUUUUAGAAGGCACUUCAGAGCCCCGUCAAAAAACAAGGGAUGACAACACCCCAGCGGCCUUUGGAAAUGCAUCCACGGCUGCCGGAAAACCAGAAGACAAGGACAUCUCUAAGGAUAAGAAAAAGAGACAGGAUGACAGGAAGCAGUUGAUGCAUGACUUGUGCAGUAUCAACAGCACCCUAGACUUUCCGGGCAAGAGCAGAACUUUUGACGACAUUCCCAGCAGAGAGCUGAACCACCUAAUUGUUGACGACCGCCACGGGAUCAUCUACUGCUACGUGCCCAAGGUGGCGUGCAGCCACUGGAAGCGUGUCAUGAUAGUGCUGAGCGAGACCCUCCUAGUCAACGGUGUGCCCUACAGGGACCCUAUGGAUGUUCCAUCCAAGCAAGUUCAUGAAAUUAAAGUCCAUCUCACCCUCAACAAGUUCUCUCGUCGCUUGAGGAAAGUCAAGCUGAAGAAUUAUACCAAGUUCCUGUUUGUCAGGGACCCGUUUGUGCGUCUGAUCUCGGCCUACAGAGACAAGCUUGCAACAGCGGACGAGGACUUCUACAGAAGGUUUUCCACCGUCAUGCUGAAGAGGUAUGGCAAUUACUCCAACCCCCCAGCUUCAGUCGUUGAUGCCUUCAGAUCCGGUAUUCAACCGUCUUUUUCUCAUUUCAUUCAGUAUCUAUUGGACCCAAAAACAGAAAAACAGAGGUCCUUCAACGAGCACUGGAAACAAGUAUAUCGCUUGUGUCAUCCCUGCCAAAUCAAAUAUGACUUCAUAGGAAAGUUGGAGACUGUGGAUGAGGAUGCCGAGCACUUGCUCCACAUCCUUCAGGUGGAUAACAUCAUCCAUUUCCCUCCCAGCUACAACAACAGAACAACUAGCAGUUGGCAGCGAGACUGGUUUUCCAGCAUCCCCUAUGAGUCAACCAGGAACUUAUACAAGCUCUAUGAACCAGACUACAAAUUCUUUGGAUACCCCAAGCCAGAAAAACUGUUACAGGACUUGUAGGCAAACCUCCUGGGGAGUUUUUAGAGACAGCUUUGAGAUUACAUUUAUUUUCCUCACCAGAAAAUUAAUAUCAGAGCAAAAAGUCCCUGAUGGCCCACAUGGCAUUUAUGAAGUGUGAGCCCUCCAUUAAUCCGUCCAUUCUGAAGAAUCACAAUCCAGCUGACAUUGGCUUCUUAAUUGUACUCAGUGAAUUCAAUGGGCACUGGAAUAUGUACAAUAAUUGAAUGUACAUUAGAAAGGUUUCCAACAGCAGGACCUGAAUCUGCAACAAUUCUUUUGGAAAGAAUAAUAUUGGUAGGGAGGAAGGAGAUGCCAAGCAGUACUUUGUUUUGGAUAAAUGAUAAUGUAGAACAUUGUGGAACUGUAUUUUGAGGUAGCAUGUUUGUCUUCAUUGAUAAUUAAUAGAUUAUCCAGUGUUAAAAACGUUGAAUUGCUUUUCGAACAGGGUAAUUUAUGAAUGCAAAAAGAAAAUCAGUGGAGUUGUGCAUGUCAUAUAGCAGGUAUAUGCAUCCAGUCUUAACUGGACACUUACAAAAUUGACUUGUAAUCUGCAUCCAAACUGUGUUAGAUAAACAUUGGAGCCAAGCGACAAUAAGCCUAUAAAUGACUUCACCAUCAUGCGAAUUGUACCACGUUUGCUAGCUUAAAUUAUUGCCAACUAAACUUGAACAUUAUCAAAAUGGUCAAAUACAUGUAUCAAGUCCCAAUCUUCUCACCAAAACCACUAUAAAAUGUUUAAACAUAAUGUUCUUGCUAGUUUACCAGACUACAGUACAUUGAAUUAGUAUUGGGGUUAAACUCAGGAGUUUAAACACAUUUGGGAAUUGAUACUUCCCAAAAAGCUUCAAACAGAAUUCUGUAAUAAGGACUAUUAUUUUUAAAGAACAAACAGUUACAAAAAUAUAAUUUGUUGCUGUUAUAAGGAAACAAGACAAAAAUGCUUACACAGGGUGCACAACAGCUUUGAAAGGGGUUCACUCACCAGAAAAUUUUCAGCAAUGAACAAUAGGAAGACUGGGCAUAUGAUUUCAAGUAACAUUAACGAUGGCAACUGUAUUGGUGAUUACAAAAUGAAUUUUACAGUUGAAGCAUGUAGUAUUCGGUCCGCCGGAGAAGCGAAUUGGUCUCGGCUACGCCGGCUGGUGGAGAGAGCACACAUGCCUAGGUUGCGUUAAUGAUAUCUCAGUGUGUCCAGUAUCCAAAGUUAGCACUUUUCCUGUUAAUAUCUUUUUUGACAGGAGGCUAAACUCAUUUAUUCUGUGCCCGAUCAUUUUUCCCAUUUAUGAAUUAAGUGAUAAUGGUCCACGUCUCAACUUGUGAGCAUAGCAUUGGUGUUUACUUCUGUCUGGAAUGCAGUUUUUUGCUUUGGAUUUCUGAGGCGUGUUGGAGGUCUCAAAUUUAUGCUCUUUAGAUGGGUCAAUUAAUUGUUGAAUGAAUGAUUAAGACUGCACACAAUUCAGCUUCCAUAGGAAAUAUCUGGAAGCCAUGCACCCCGUUUACAGAGCAUGUGUGUCUUGUGUUCUAACAACCAUAUCAACUAUGUGCCAUUAUGAAGUAUGGGUAGAAAGCAAUAUUUGUCCCUCGUAAUAAAUAUGUAUACAAUGAUGUGAUUUCCCAUAUUGAGAUGAGUAUAUUAUGAGGUUUCAUUUUUAGUAAACACAAUGUGCAUUUUCCAUGAGGAAAUAUUUAUUGGUUUCAAUUUUUUUUUUCAUCUUAUGCACAUACCAGCAUUUUAUGCUGUUAGCGUUAUUGAAAUGAACACACUGCUGCCAAUGUUGUCUGGCUACUUUUUGCAUGUCUGUAUGUAAAAUCGUUGAUCAUUUUUAUGAAUGUUGGGGAAGGGAAAAGUGUAUUAAACAGCCUGCAUAUUCGGUAUUUUUAAUUUGUGUAUAUAUAUAUAAUUUGUAUAUUUUUGUAUAUUUUUGCUACCAUUAAAAAAAUGGUUUUAAUAAGCAUAAUUCCAACUGUUUUCCUGACAUUGAUGAUUGCAGCAGUUUUUUGUCGAGGGGGCUGGUGGGGGCAGGGCAGGGUGGGGGGAGCCAAUGAUUUAGCAGUAUUUUAUAAGGCUUUUUUGAUCUAUAUGCUCUUAAGUGAAAAUGGACUGCAUUCCUGACCAAAGGACUGACCCUCUGCUUAGUCACAUCCACUAUUAACUUUUUCUGGUCAGCUAAGGCAUAAUUGAGUGCCUGUCUGACUGACAUGUUGGUCACCAAUCAACACCCUGAGCCGACCUGAGGAGGAUGGGUUUCCCCCUUGAGUCUCGUUCCUUCCAAGGUUUCUUCCCUUCUGCCGCAGGGAGUUUUCCCUGGCCACUGUUGCCUUAGGCUUGCUCCUGUGGGGGUUUAGGCCAGGGUUGUCUGUGAAGCGUAUUGUGAUAACUG